UAUAGACUAUCAGUACUGCAGUAUAUCAGAAUAUUGAAUAUUAAUAUUUCUGUGUAUGCUAAAAUAUAAUACCAGAAUAUACCCAAGCUUAUAGUCUUUAAUAUCUGAAUAUUGUAUCAGGGAGUUCGCAAACAGAGUCAUGGAUGUUACAAAUCCUCUUCAAGUUCCACCUCCACAAGAUCGAAACAAAAUGGAUUUACAAAAAAUGUUGAUUGAUGAACGAAUACGAUGUGACACACAUAAAACAAAUUAUCAGGUUUUGAAAGAGCAACAUAAAUUAUUACAAGAAGAAAAUGUCAAACUGCAACAACAAGUAACAAGAUAUAAAACAACUGGUGCAGAAUCAGCUGAAGGAUUACAGUCUAUCAUCAAUGAUUUGAGAGGUCAACUGGCAUCAAAAGAGAGAGAGCUUGAAACUGUUCGUGGACAAGCACUCAAUCCACAGAGAUUAGAAGUUAUUAAAGCUGAAAUUACUAAGGAAUUGGAAGGUCCUUUGAAAGAUCAUGUUGAAGCAAUGGACAAGGAGGUUGAAAAAUACAGGGGAGAAUAUAACAAACUACGAUAUGAGCAUGCAUUUCUAAAAUCUGAAUAUGAUCACCUUAAAGUUGAUCAUAAGAGGAUACUUGAGGAAUUAUCACUAAGACAUCAAGCUCAAAUUUCUGCAUUGCAAGAAGAAAGGGAUGAAGCUAGAAAAGCAUAUGAUGAUCGUCCUAUGCCUGAUGUGAAUGACACCCGUAAAAUUCAAACUUUACAACGAACAAAAACACAGCUUGAACUUAGAGUUAAAAAUUUGCUUGAUGAAAUAAAUGAAAUUCAAAAACAGAAAGAAUACUCUGCAACUGAAUCUGAUAAAAUUCAAAGGUCACAGGCACAAGAUAUUGCUCAACUUCAAGGUAAUUUGAAAUCAGUUGAAAGCGAACGAAGAUCUAUUGAAUCAAAAUGUGAGAGACUACAACGUGAAUUACAAAGCAAUUCUGAACAUAAUACCAGGUUAACGCAACAGUUACAGGAGAAAGAAAAAGAAUGCUCAGCUUUCAAAAAUAUGAUGGACGAAGAAAGCCACAAACAUAAAGUUGAAUUAUCAAAUAUAAAAUUAAAAGAAAUGAAAAUACAAGGUGAUCUUGAACGAGAAAAGGAUGCUUUAAACAAUAGGAUGUUGCAAGACAUAUGGGAGGGAGAACAUAAUAAACAUACUGAAGAAUUGGAAAGAGAUGCAGUAAGAAGAGUACAAGAAGCAAAGCAGGAGGAAUGGAUAAAAACCAUGCAUUACAGACAGAAAAAAAUUGCACUGGAAGAGAGAGUUAGAGAAUUAGAAAGAAGGGUUUCUGAUGAACAAUCAUCUAAACAGAAUGAACGAGAACAAGCUGAGGAACGAUUGAAAAUUCUGGAAGCGAAUGAGGCAUCAGCACAAUCAGAAGCUGCUGUUUUACGUUCAAAGAUAGAUUCAUUGUCUAAAGCGUCUGCUGAACUGGAAAAGGAGCGGGAGAGCAACGCCACCAUGAGACAGAGGCUACAUGAUAAGGAAUUAGAACUUCAAACUGCACUGUCUGGUCGUCAGCAAUUGUUAUCAGAAAUGCAAAGACUGAAAGAAGAAUCGAAAAAUUGUAGAAUGGUAGAAGAUGCAAGAUUACAAACUGAGAAGGCUCAACAAAAUGGAGAACGAGUUGUUGAAGAUCAGAGGCUCGCUGGGAUGGAGGAAAGACACAGAUUGCAAGGAAGGAUAGAUCAGCUUGAACACAAACUACUAUCUAGAUUGAGUGAAUCCAGUGAAAAAUCAACAAAACGUCUCAAAAAAACACAGCAGUUGCUCAUCAAUAAAAUUAAGAGUUUGAAAAAUCGUUCCCAACUACUUGAGGCAGAAAAAGAACAUCUUGAAAUUGAAAUGAAAGCCGGGAAACACGGGGUUCCUCUUGAAGAAUAUAACAGAAUGAGGCGACGUUUGAAUGAUUAUCAAAGGAAGCACAAUGAAUUUGCGAGAACACUGGGAUUGUCAGAAUUUGAUAAGAUGGUAUUUCAUAACUCUACCUCAGCACAUUAUAACACUGUUGUUAUGCCACUGUCAUCAACACAAAAUGGAAAUAAAGGAGGAAGUAUGCUGCAGGGUUCUGGUGAGCGCGGUAUAUCUCAAAUAUGGGAGCGCCUCGAUUUCAUUGAAAAACAACAAAAAAUCCAAGACAUGGAAUUGGAAAAUGUGGCCAAACCUGCACAAAUUAGGACGACAUCUGAUAUGCCAACACGAGAUCGACCGUCACGAAAGUUGAAAUUAACCACACGUACUGUGGAUGAUGGAAUGAAACUGACACCCCGAUCAGAACAUAGUGAAAAUCGUGAUCGACCACAGACAGCAGGUUCAGAUCGUGACCAUGAUCACUAUUCAUCUUCUAGUUUUGAGUCUGAUAGCAAAAGUGGCUGAAUGUAUGCAGAGUUUAAUUUUCACCAAUUGAAUUUUUGAAUACCCUUAUUUAAUUAACUUGCUGUUUAUGAUAAGAACUUAUACAAAUUGAUUGUUCAAGGUGUCACAUGCUGACAGCUCUGUGGUAUUUUUUGUUCCUUGUAGUUGUCUAACACCAAAAGGUUGGGUUCUUUUUGCUAAAUGACGAAAAGCAGAUUGAAGUUGACUGUCUGAAACAUAUACUAAGAAAAUAGGGAAUAGCAGUUCAUUGUAUACUUUGAUUAUUAUGCAUAUUAUUAUACUUUAUAAAAUAUAUAUUUACAAAUUUCUGAUA
This is a messenger RNA of Styela clava, 2726 nucleotides long. The record is from RefSeq and is a predicted model, not a curated record. Lineage: Eukaryota; Metazoa; Chordata; Ascidiacea; Stolidobranchia; Styelidae.